Messenger RNA from Didymella exigua CBS 183.55, 1609 nucleotides. RefSeq lists its product as uncharacterized. The record is from RefSeq and is a predicted model, not a curated record. NCBI's taxonomy places the organism in Eukaryota, Fungi, Ascomycota, Dothideomycetes, Pleosporales, Didymellaceae. The transcript has a single exon. The coding region runs from base 215 to 1318 and encodes 367 amino acids.
CAAUUCAAGGCAAAGUCGGAGGCAAGUCUACAACGGCUCGCCUCCCACACUCACAUAUAAAUGAGGGUAGGUACGCGACUGAAAGAAGAGCAUCCAGCACUCAGGUUCCCAACCCAACUUCUACAGUAAUCACUACUCCUCUUCCAUUCUAUUAAUAACUUUCCUACUUAUUUACUUAAUCAUCUGACCGGUUCAGACCAUUUCCAUAUUCAAAAUGUACUUCACCAAGUCCUCCGUUGUUGCCUUCAGCCUUUUGGCUUCCUCUUCUCUCGUGGCUGGCCACGGUGCUAUCAUUGCGGCUACCGGUGAUGCCGGAGGUGCUGGUUCUGCCAUCGGCGUAGUCCCCACCACUCCUCGUGACGGCACAAACCGCAACCCUUUCCAGCAGGACUCUACUCGCUUCAAGGGUGCUGCCGCAGCCACCUGCGGUGAGACCCUCGGUGGAGGUGCCAACGAUGUUCAGGCCGGCACCGCCCAGGUCAUGCAGCUCAAUGGCGCCACUCUUCCUCAGAUCUCCGCCGGUGGUGCUCUCAUGAUGACGGUCCACCAGGUCAACUCCGACGGCGCUGGUCCUUACAAGUGCAUGAUCGACGCCACUGGUACGGGUGCCAACUGGGUCCCCAUGACCGUCACCCAGAACCUUCCCGGUAACGCCCAAGGCCGCAACAAGGACACUCAGCUGCAAGAUCAGCCCCUCAACGUCCAGGUCGCGGCUACCCAGACCUGCACUGGUACCGUCGCCGGACAGAGCAACGUCUGCAUGGUCCGCUGCCAGAACCCUGCUCGUGCCGGUCCCUUUGGUGGAUGCGUGCCCGUCCAGAUGGCUGGAGCUGCCGGUGCUGCCGGUGCUGCUACAGGUGCCACAGGAGCCACUGGAGCCGCAGGUGCUGCCGGUGCUGCCGGUGCUGCCGGUGCUGCCGGUGCUGCUACAGGUGCCACAGGAGCCACUGGAGCCGCAGGUGCUGCCGGUGCUACUACAGGAGCCACAGGCGCUACAGGAGCCACAGGCGCUACAGGUGCUACUGGAUCCACAGGUGCUGCCGGCGCUACUACAGGUGCCACAGGAGCCACAGGUGCUACAGGUGCUACUGGAGCCACAGGUGCUACUGGAGCCACAGGUGCUACUGGAGCCACAGGUGCUGCUCCUGCUCGCGGCGCCGCCGCUGGAAAUGCUGGAACUGCUGGAACUGCUGGCGCCGCAGGCGCUGCUACUGGAGCCAACACCAUCUCCUCCCCCGCUCAGCGCCGCAAGAACUCUCCCGCUCUCACCAACGACGACCAAGAAGAGGAGGUCGACCUCCUCCAGGGCGAGUUCUAAGCUCUCGGCUCCUCGAGCUAUAAUAACGAGAACGAUACGGCAGAAAAGGCAACAAUGGACGAUGCAGAGCGCCUAAUGACUGGUGUACAUACCAAGCAAUGUUUUUAAUAUAGUUGGAAUUGAGUGGUAGAGUGCGGUAUAGUCCUGAUGGUCUGCGACCAGGGGCGAGAUCAUGUAUGAGUUAGUGGUAGAUGGUAGCGGGAGUGGUUACGCAUAGUCUGGCUUGGGAACCGGUCUGUUACGCUCCUUUGGUACUGGUUAGGCAGUAAUUUAUGAAUUGGUGUCUUCAAA